Molecule: messenger RNA, 229 nt
Organism: Racocetra persica
Lineage: Eukaryota; Fungi; Glomeromycota; Glomeromycetes; Diversisporales; Gigasporaceae
Source: the annotation of a GenBank genome assembly
CAUAAGUACAAACAAUAUCAACAUAUAUCAAGAGUAUGUGCUGCAGCCUGUAAAUCUUUAAUUGCUAAUUUCCAAAGCUUAAAAGCAAACAUUCAGUUGAUUCUUAUAAAAAAUAAACAUCAAUACUCAACUUGUUUUAUCAAUUUGGCUACACAAAUUUCACAAGUUAAUCAAAUAUCAUUUCAAAAUACUGCUCAGAUUGCACAUUCAAUUUUAGGCUUCUUAACUG